GUCAAAAAUUGUAAUUGAACAACAGCUUGAUGUAAUGAAUCCACCGCCCAGCAUUACCUCUACACAAACUUCGGAUGUCGUGGAGCAGGUCUCAGCCUCGACAAGUCAAGAUCUUUCUUCAUCAUUGUCCGAUUGCAUUCGAGCUUUAUUGGCAGAUGAAGAUCCGGACAAAAUUGCCCUUUGCAUUGACAUCCAAAGCUUCAUUCUUUUCUUAAACGCCAUGGUUGAUCGGAUUCUCCUUAAAGGUUCACCAUUUGAACUUUUCCAGAAGUCUCUCGAUCAUCAUGUGUCAGGAAUUAAAGAACAGGGGUGCGCCGAAUUGUCUAACUCUCUUGAAGCUUAUUUGGUUGAUCUUAAACAACACAUCAAGCAGUUGCAGAAUUUCCGAGCUAAUGGCGCGUCUUCUUACAUCACUUCCGAAAUGGACCUGAGGCUACAAGCAUGGCGUGAUUCUCAGAAAUCUGUUGAAUCCGAACUUCAAAUACUGAAGACUCGUAUUAAUCAACUUCGGGUAAGCGCCUCCAAGAAGACACAAAUCAAGGCAGAUCUAUAUCGUAACUUGGAAUCGCGUCGGGCAGUGGUAGCCGAAUUAGAAAAGAGACUUGCUGAAGCUAGAGAAGCUUGUGAAGUUUUAGAGUCUGAUCUGGCGGAAGUAACUCAAGCUGAAGUGAGUACAUUACGGCAACUGAAUCUUCAAGACAAAAUUUUUGCUGACAAGGAACAAGAAGCCGCCAAAAUCCGCAGCAUCGAUGAAAGGAAAUUUAAAGCCAAUCUGAUACCUGAGCUCGAACUGGCUUAUGCGACAAGGCUUUCCCAAUUAGAAGAUGAACUCCGCCACUAUAAAUUAUUGUAAUUUUAAGAACAUACAUUUAUUUUUUAUGCUGUUUUAUUUGAACUCUUUUGGUUAAUACA
Molecule: messenger RNA, 912 nt
Organism: Asparagus officinalis (garden asparagus)
Lineage: Eukaryota; Viridiplantae; Streptophyta; Magnoliopsida; Asparagales; Asparagaceae
Exons: 2
Coding region: 35-853 (272 amino acids)
Source: RefSeq, a predicted model, not a curated record